AUGCCAGGAUGGCAGCUAUAUGAACAGUCACUGAACUUUGCCUUUCUAGAUUUGAGUUCCUUCGGAUAUCAACAAUUUGAACGUCUGGGCAGGGCACAGCCUUUGUCAGACUCGCCACAUCUCUGCUCCCUUCGUUCCGGUACAGGUCGUAACCCUGUUCCCGAUAACGAACCCGCACAAACUCCAUCUCGCGUCUUGCCGUCCCGCAAAGCGAAAGGUACUCCGUCCAAAACCAAGUCGUCUCGUCUUGUCGAAGCUUCCGACCAUGUUUCCCUUAAAUCCCAUCCGGGUCUUAAGGCGUCCGUUUCGUCCCUCAAAGACGUUAAAGAUGAUAUCAAACCGCUCCGUGCAGCAGGUGCCGCCGUCGCGUCCGUCUAUCCGAGAGUCGUCGAUCGUGUUUCCGAACUCGAGGAGGUCGAUGAUGAUGAAGAAGAGGAGUCGUCAGAGUCGAAUUACAGUUGCAAACGGUCCAUCAUUGCCAGCAAAGGUGGAUGUGAGCGCGAAAUGGCCUGUGCCGAAGACCGUACACGAACACCAACAGUUCUUGGGCCUUGCCGCGUUUUAUCGGCGGUUCAUAAAGAACUUUGCGAGGAGCGGUUCCAAGCCCUGCGCCGACGAGCAGUAAGAACUCCUGGAGCACAUGGAAGAGGUGCUCGCGCCAAUGAAAGCCGAUGGGCGCUGAGAAGGGCCGCGUCGCCAAAGCUGCCGGUGGCGGAUGCGGGAGUGGCCGAAUUCGUCUUCGGUGCCGUCUCCCCUAUGAAAAUUCGUCGUUAA
Messenger RNA from Uncinocarpus reesii 1704, 774 nucleotides. RefSeq lists its product as uncharacterized. Lineage: Eukaryota; Fungi; Ascomycota; Eurotiomycetes; Onygenales; Onygenaceae. Bases 1 to 774 code for a protein of 257 amino acids. The record is from RefSeq and is a predicted model, not a curated record. The transcript is spliced from 4 exons.